Molecule: messenger RNA, 2290 nt
Organism: Macroventuria anomochaeta
Lineage: Eukaryota; Fungi; Ascomycota; Dothideomycetes; Pleosporales; Didymellaceae
Product: DNA/RNA polymerase
Exons: 5
Coding region: 268-2139 (623 amino acids)
Biological process (GO): translesion synthesis
Molecular function (GO): damaged DNA binding; DNA-directed DNA polymerase activity
Source: RefSeq, a predicted model, not a curated record
UUGAGAAGCCCGCCGCCAUCUCUCGUUUUGUGGUAGACGCGCGUGCUGCAUGCUGAGCGGCUACCAGGUUAUUUUUGGCAGGCACGCUAAGGAAACCUUGGACAAGCACAGAAGCGGCAGGGGCGACCCACUCACCACUAGCCCGUAGCGCCCUCUUGUUUUGCAUCCUCCGCACCUGCUCCUCCACCAACGCGGCACCUGUCUGCGCAGGUCAGACUGCGAGCCGCCGACUCCCUCCGGCCAGGUGGCUUCGCAGUUCGCUUCGCAAUGAACGGCCCUCGCAGGAAGAGGCUGAAGCGGCAGCUCGAGUCGACCAUCAUCCACUUUGACUAUGAUUGCUUCUACGCUAGCGUCUUUGAGCGUGAGCAGCCACGCCUCAAGGCGCUUCCACUCGCCGUGCAGCAGAAGCAAAUUGUUGUGACGUGCAAUUACGAGGCUCGUCGAAGGGGAUUGUACAAGCUGCAGCUGAUUACAGAGGCGAAGAAGGUUUGUCCUGAUGUGGUCAUCGUCUUGGGCGAGGACCUCACACGGUUCAGAAAUGCCUCGAAACAACUGUAUGGCUUCCUGAGCUCCUUCUCUUGGAACUCGCGCUGUGAGCGACUUGGCUUUGAUGAAGUCUGGCUCGAUGUGUCUGAUUUGGUCGACAAUAACGUCACAACACUGAACCUGUCCAACCUUAGCAAUUCUUUCUUUCGUCUGUCGAAGCAUGAUCCAACAGUAGGUUUCCAGUUUGAUGCAACGAAUUAUGCUGGUCCUGUUUAUCCAGAGACACCAAACGAAACACAGGCAGUUACUAUUUCGCAUGGCCUUUUACACUUUCGCCUACUGCUAGCAAGCCACUUGGCUCAGCAUAUUCGACAAAAGCUUGAAUAUGAUCUGGGCUACACAGCUACGGUAGGUGUGUCAACCAACAAGCUUCUUUCCAAGCUUGUUGGCAAUCUGCACAAGCCGAACAGUCAAACGACACUGAUACCGCCGUACACCGCGGACCAUGAUGAAUGGGACAAUGUAACUCCGUUCAUCGACGACCACGAAGUUGGCAAGAUACCAGGCAUUGGCUUGAAGAUCGCUCAGAAGCUUCGACGCCAUGUUUUACAGAGACCAGCAGACUUCAACGCAGGUCUCGUGUACGGUGGAACUAAAGAAGACGUUCGGGUGCGAGAUGUGCGCACCUACCCCGAUAUGGGCCCAGACGUCCUGGAGCGGAUACUUGGUGGUCCAGGAACACUACAUGGCAUAGGCACUCGAGUUUGGGACCUUCUGAACGGCUCCGAUGACACAGCCGUCAGUCAAGCUCGCGAGGUACCUCGACAGAUCAGCAUCGAAGAUAGCUAUAUCCGGCUUGACACCAUCGACGAAGUGGUCAAGCAGUUGCGCGUCUUAGCCAUCAGUCUGCUUAGGAGGAUACGCACCGACUUGGUAGAAGAUGGCCAGGAGCCAACUGAGGACUCAGCUGCCACCAGCAGGCCAAUCACUCAACGCUGGCUCGCCCAUCCUAAAACCCUCCGCCUUUCGACACGUCCACGCCCACCACAGAACCCAGAUGGAAGCCGCAAUCGUUCAUUCGCACGCAUCUCUAGGUCAGCACCAAUGCCAAACUUCAUCUUUAGUCUGAAAGAGAGCAUUGAGACACUUGCUGAUAGGCUGAUUCGCGAGACACUCAUACCACUAUUCAAACAGUUGCAUCCUGAGAAGCAAGGAUGGAAUUUGAGCCUCGUCAAUCUUGCCGCGACCAACAUGGUGGAGGGAGCGAGUGAAAAAGGUGGAGCUGGCAGGGACAUUGGUAAGAUGUUCAGCCGGCAGGACGAUGUACUGGCGCCCUUCAGGGUGCGGGACGGACCUGCUCAAGGGGACAUGAAACAUGUUGCAGAAGAGCAGCAUAUGGCAGGGGAGCAUGCAGAACAGCUGCAAAUCAGGGCCAAGCCUCACCAGUAUGAGCCGAAAUUUUCAACGAGCAGAUUCGGCUCAGAAGAUGUUCCUACACCAUCUCAGGAAUACGACACCGACAUCGACAUCGACGAUACCCGGGAAGAAGAUAACGAUAUGCUAGAUGCUGACACGUACCGGUGUGAUGAGUGCGGCGCCGUUAUGCCGCUCUUCGCGAUGGGUGCUCACGAGCGGUGGCAUAUUCAAAAUUGAGUCGACGACACUAUAGUCAAGUUUCUUUGAUAGCAAUGUAAUAUCAAGAACUGGAGGGGAACAUACUAAGCGCUAAGCUUUCACACAGCUUUGCAGCCGAAGGGGGCCAAGCCUACGGUGAGAGCGGGGUACAACCUAGGUGCGCAAGGGU